Messenger RNA from Mercurialis annua (annual mercury), 1455 nucleotides. RefSeq names its product transcription factor bHLH96-like. The record is from RefSeq and is a predicted model, not a curated record. NCBI's taxonomy places the organism in Eukaryota, Viridiplantae, Streptophyta, Magnoliopsida, Malpighiales, Euphorbiaceae. Gene Ontology annotation, molecular function: DNA-binding transcription factor activity, RNA polymerase II-specific; RNA polymerase II cis-regulatory region sequence-specific DNA binding; protein dimerization activity. The transcript is spliced from 3 exons. Gene Ontology annotation, biological process: regulation of transcription by RNA polymerase II. The coding region runs from base 392 to 1315 and encodes 307 amino acids.
UUUAAGGAGACACUAUUUACGAAUUACAAUCUCCAUAAGAAGAGAGAGCAAAAUAGAAUCUGUUUUUAUUUCUUUUUCUUUUUCUCCAUUUCGAUAUAUCUGGUGUCUAUAGCAGUGACUGGUCUACAAUGCAAUCUCACGUGCAACACGCUGUAGCUAUGCAAUUGUAGGGUUUGAUUAAACGUCUUUAAAAGCGUUUCUUCUCUUCUUCUUCUUCUUCAUGGUGAGAAGAUAAUAAAGUAAAAGGCACUCUUUAUUUGGUCUUUUGGUUUUUAGUAUUUGGAGCUUAUUAUGCUUCCACUCUUCAAACAUCACUUUUCUUGAUUCUUUUUUAAUUAGUGACCCAAAAGUUACAUUUUUAUGUCUUUUUUCUUGUUUUAAUUUAAUACAUAUGGCUCUUGAUGCUGUUGUGUACCCACAAGACUACUCGUUUAGUAGUUACGGGUUUAAAGAUUGCUAUUCCGGAGCUGGAGAAGCUUUCGGAUAUGAUUUUGAUUUUCAAGAAGAUGAUAAAUCUUUUCUUGGGAUUCUUGAAACCAAUAAUAUAGAGCAACAGUCGGAUCAUAAAUGGGAAAAUCCAGAUUCUUCACCUGAAAAUCCAGUCCUCGAACCACCACCGCAGCCGUUACCGACUGCUGCCACCACUGGGCGGAAGAAGCGAAGACGGACGAGGAGCACGAAGAACAAGGAGGAGAUAGAGAAUCAAAGGAUGACUCACAUUGCUGUUGAACGGAACCGGAGGAAGCAAAUGAAUGAAUAUUUAGCUGUACUCAGGUCUCUGAUGCCUUCUUCUUAUGUUCAGAGGGGUGAUCAAGCAUCCAUAAUUGGAGGCGCCAUUAAUUUUGUGAAGGAGCUUGAACAACUCUUGCAAACAAUGGAAGUUCACAAGAACACCAAGCUACAGAAACCUAAUGGUCAUCUCAACGGCGGCUUUUCUUCACCGUUUUCCGAUUUCUUCACAUUUCCACAGUAUUCGACACGAACUCCGGCCACCGGGGAGGAGUCAUUGGCUUCAGUGGGUGAUCAAAAUCAAUGGGCGGUGGCGGAUAUAGAAGUGACAAUGAUGGAAAGCCAUGCUAACCUUAAAAUACUUUCAAAGAAAAGAGCUAGACAGCUCUUGAAGAUUGUCGCAGGUUUGCAAGGUCUAAGAUUAAGUGUUCUUCACCUAAAUGUCACCACUGUUGAUUCAAUGGUUCUCUAUUCAGUUAGUGUUAAGAUUGAAGAAGGGUGCCAUCUUAAUACUGUGGAUGAUAUUGCAGCUGCUGUUAAUCAAAUGCUACAUAGAGUUUAUGAAGAGGAAGCUGGUUUUAGCUAGCUAGCUAAUUAACAUGAUAUUUAAUAAAUUUGUAAACCCUAAUUUGUUUCUGUAAAAGGGGUUGUUAAUGUAAUUUGAGUAUUUUGUUUUCGAAAAAAAAAAAUCCUUUUCUCCCUUAAUUAUUUUCGUUUCUAGAUCAA